UCACAAACACCUCGGCGGUGGAGUUAUUUUUCCUAAUAAAGAUACAUGUACAUCAUUCUAAUAUAUUUAAUUAAAGAAAGUGUAAACAGAAACGGACAAAAGUUAAGAAAAUAUUACCAAAUAAAGAUAUUAAUUGAUAAUUUGAAAGUACAGAGAAACGGAAACAAAGAGUUGUAGGGGAUUAAAAUGGCAAAGAAGAAAAGUGAUUAGGUAUAAAUUUUGAGUAAAUAUAUUUAAAGAAUCAAAUGCAAAAGGAAAAAAAAAAACUAGUCUAACUAAGCCGUUUAUUUGAAUGUUAGUACUUGCUAAACUUGGGAUUCUCUACCAUAAAUAUGAAGAUUUUUAGACAUUAAUGAUUAGCCCCAAUGAUCAAUAAAUAGAAGCAACUCGUGUUCCUCUCUAAUCUCAUUGUUCACGUACAAAUACAGAUCCUAAAAACAUUACGUUUUGUUCCUUUGACCAUGGAACUCAACCUCACUACGCCGACAUCAUGUUCCUCCAGCAGUAUCUCGUCAUCUUCGCAUGAAAUGGGUUUUUUAACCGAUACCAAAGGGAAAAUGAAAGAGAAGAUUGCGGAUGGGCAAGCGACCGAGACUCCGAGGGUAGAGUUUCGCUUUUUGUUCAACAACGACAAUAUAAGAAACUCUGGUUUUGGAGUUUUAGAUGAGGCAGAAGGGACAAAGAACGAGGCUAAAGCGAGGGUGUUUGCUUGCACCUUCUGCAAGAAAGAGUUCUCUACUUCUCAAGCAUUAGGAGGACAUCAGAACGCUCACAAGCAAGAGCGAUCAUUGGCCAAAAGGCGUAAGGAGAUCGAAAUCAACUAUCCUGGGCACUCCUUCUACAGCCAGUACCCACCAAGUGGUGUUUCCAACAGCAACAGCUCACAGUAUGACCUUGGGGUUCGUUGCAAUCCCAACAUUGGUAAAUAUAAGGCCUAUCCCUUAAACAUCUUCAGAUGUCGAUUAGGGUACAGAGGGCUUAACAUUAAUUCCCAUGUCCCUCUCCUGUCUCAACUUUCGUGCCCAAACACAGACGAUUUUUCCAUAAAUUUGAUUUCAAACUUAGAAGGCAGCAUUCAUAUGAAUAAGGAGGACCAAGGUGACAAAGAAGAUCAAUCGGACAGUGAUACUUGCAAGGAUACUGAGAUUGACUUGUCUCUGAAGCUGUAGUUUACUUUUAUUCUUAUUCUUGGUUAAACUUUAGUACUUGUUUCUUAAUUCAGCAUCCUUUCAUAUUGUGUUUUUACUCGUAAUGUUAAAGCUUAUAUUUAUAUAUACAGACUUUAAUCUCGCCAAUCUUCUCUACUAACUGAUACGUAAAAGUGUUUCUUUUCUCU
This is a messenger RNA of Brassica napus (rape), 1336 nucleotides long. RefSeq lists its product as uncharacterized. Bases 462 to 1169 code for a protein of 235 amino acids. The record is from RefSeq and is a predicted model, not a curated record. Gene Ontology annotation, biological process: negative regulation of abscisic acid-activated signaling pathway. The transcript has a single exon. NCBI's taxonomy places the organism in Eukaryota, Viridiplantae, Streptophyta, Magnoliopsida, Brassicales, Brassicaceae.